AUUAUCCUAUUUGGAAGAUAUUCAUGGUGAAAAGUCCAUCUAUUGUGGGGUCCAUCAGAUCAAUGGUUUGGAUCACCAUGUUCCCCACUUUCACUUUAUGAAACCCGGUGGAUUUAGUGCAUGUCGUCUGAUGGGGUUCAAGCUCUUCCAAGCCAACCCCUAUCCUUCUAUAAAAUCACCACCUUCCAUCUCUCCUCUUUCAAUCUUUUUCAUCAUCUACCUUCCUUUUUUUUUCUUUUUUUUUCCAUGGCUUCUUUCUCCUCCCAUUCCAUCUUCUACCCUCCCAAAUGCUCUUCUACCAAUGAAAAUGACAAAACAAGCCAAAAACAGAAGAGCUCAAUCAAAAUCAAUGGGAGCUCUACCAUUUCCAUGGCCCAAUCCAUCGGCCCGGCCACAGCGUUCGUUUCCACCCCAUCUGUGGCUGAAACUGGUUCCAUCACCCACGUAGGAGAUGUGGACCGUCAAAAUAUCCCCACCAAGAAACAAUCCGCCGAUCCGUUCCGUCAAGGCCUGAUCACCGAUGGUGGGGUCGGCUAUACACAGACGGUCGUCGUUCGAUCUUAUGAAGUCGGCGCCGAUAAAACAGCUACGUUGGAGACCAUUCUCAAUCUUCUUCAGGAAACUGCCCUGAACCAUGUAUGGAUGUCGGGUCUGCUCGGGGAUGGAUUUGGUGCGACCCAUGGCAUGAUGAAGAACAAUCUCAUAUGGGUUGUUACAAGGAUGCAAGUCCAAGUUCAUAGCUAUCCUAUUUGGGGCGAGGUGGUGGACAUCAACACAUGGGUCGGAGCGUCCGGGAAGAAUGGGAUGCGGAGGGACUGGAUGAUCAGAAGCCAUCACACGGGCCAUGUGUUCGCACGGGCGACCAGCACUUGGGUGAUGAUGAACAAGAAAACACGGCGCCUGUCAAAGAUGCCUGAAGAAGUAAGGGCUGAGAUCUUCCCGUGGUUCAUCGAUCGGCACGCGAUCCAAGACGAUGGACAGGAGAAGAUCAUCAAGUUGGAUGACAAGGCCAAGUACGUGAACUCGGAUUUGAAGCCAAAGAGAAGUGAUUUGGACAUGAACCAUCAUGUCAACAACGUUAAAUACGUCAGAUGGAUGCUAGAGACAAUCCCAGAGCUAUUUUUGGAGGCCCACCAGCUAUCUAGCAUCAUACUAGAAUAUAGAAGGGAGUGUGGCAGUUCAGAUAUAGUGCAAUCCCUCUGCCAACCUGAUGAAAAUUCAAUGCAAGAAGAAGGCAACAACAUCAACAUACUUGGAGGAUUUUGCUUGGGAUCAGAGAUUUUCAACGGCCAAGGGCUGUUGGGUUCCUUUGAUAAGUGGCCAUUAAGGUAUACGCACCUAGUCCAAAUCAAAGGUGGCCCCACAGAUAAAGAGAUUGUUAGAGGGAGAACUAAAUGGAAAAAGAAGCUCUCCAUCAUUCCAUUUUCUACUUGUUGAAAUUCUAUCUCAUUGCUAUACUUUUGUGAAUUGAAUUUUGCCUUUUGGAGUAUUGCAAUCUUGCAUUUCUCCCAUGAUUUCGGCUGAAUGGGAGUUUCAUG
Messenger RNA from Magnolia sinica, 1538 nucleotides. RefSeq names its product palmitoyl-acyl carrier protein thioesterase, chloroplastic-like. The record is from RefSeq and is a predicted model, not a curated record. Gene Ontology annotation, molecular function: fatty acyl-[ACP] hydrolase activity; acyl carrier activity. Bases 121 to 1437 code for a protein of 438 amino acids. The transcript has 6 exons. Gene Ontology annotation, biological process: fatty acid biosynthetic process. NCBI's taxonomy places the organism in Eukaryota, Viridiplantae, Streptophyta, Magnoliopsida, Magnoliales, Magnoliaceae.